AUUCUUGUAUUUCAUACAAAUCGUGCGUUAUGUGCAACUAAAAUACAUAAUAAUAAUCAAAUUGAAUGAGUUAUUAAAGCAAAAAAUUAUACACAAAUAUUUGUGAAAUUAACAAAAUAACAUAUAAACGUUUAUUGUCUAUUUCUGGGCAAGGAAGCAUCAAAGAGUUUCCGAGACGUAUUAGAACGAUUGGGAGGAGGUAACGUAAAGCGCAAGUUAUACGCACGUUACAGCACUCCUACAACUGAAUUCAUCGACAAGUUAUGUCAACAAAAGAAGAGAUUUUACCAACGGCCGGAUCAGUACCGGCUAAUACUGAAGUAACUAACGCUACUACUGCAACCGCAACUACUGCAACCGGUACUGCCGCCAGUAAAUCGUACGCCAACGUUUUGCAGAAACCAGAAAAUAAAGAAAAUGAAACCAGUAGUGCAAUUGUAAAUUCUGUUAGUUUGGAUAAGGACAAUAAGGAUAUUAAGGAUAAUAAAACGGCUGUUAAAACUAUUAAAUCAUGGCGAGAAGAAAUUGCAGUUGGCACUACAACCACUCUUGCGGAUAAUCAGCAAGCAACUACCACGGAUGGUUCGACUGCUGCUGCUGCUGCGGUGGCUGGUGAAAAACGUGCGGCAAAUGUGGACAUAACAGCUGAAAAUUCUUCUGAAGUUGAUGACAAUACUGAUUUCGUACCGGUUGUGUCUCAUCAUAGGCGUGAGCGCAAGAAGCCACGUAAGGACAAACCAAAAGAACGAAACAGUAAUAAUGGCGAGAGGAAUGCUGGUAAUGGUAAUAGGAAUAAUGGUGGAAAUGUUGGAAAUGGUGGUGGUGGUAAUGGCGGAAAUGGUGGUAAUAGAAGAAGCAAUACUAAUGGAGAAAAAGAUGAAAAUAAUGGCGAAGGUAAAACUGAAAAUAAACGAUAUAAUCGAAGGCAUCGUGGUGGAGGCGAACGUAAAGAUGGUCAAAAUGCUGGACCUAAUAGGAAAUCUAAAAAAGAACGUAAGGAGACAUCACCCAGUGCUAGCGCUGAUACUGCUAGCAGUGGAGUCGAAGCGAAAUCAGCUGAAGGUGAUACACAAACUUCAAGCGCACCCAAUGCUGCUGCAACCACACAACAGAAAAAAUUUGUAGCUGCACCGCCACCAAAAGUUAAUGCUUGGAAGAUAAGUAAACAACAGUCUUCAAGUCCAAAAACUGGUUCCUCGCCUUUGGAUAAACGUGUUUUCCAGGCAAGAAAGACACAACAACAGCAACAGCAGCAGCAGCAGCAGCAGCAAAAUCAAACUGACACAAACAACACUAACAACACUAAUAACAGCAACAAUUUAAGCGACUAA
Molecule: messenger RNA, 1331 nt
Organism: Teleopsis dalmanni
Lineage: Eukaryota; Metazoa; Arthropoda; Insecta; Diptera; Diopsidae
Product: la-related protein 1-like
Exons: 4
Coding region: 264-1331 (355 amino acids)
Source: RefSeq, a predicted model, not a curated record